Naegleria lovaniensis is the source of this 873-nucleotide messenger RNA. RefSeq lists its product as uncharacterized. The coding region runs from base 1 to 873 and encodes 290 amino acids. The transcript has a single exon. NCBI's taxonomy places the organism in Eukaryota, Heterolobosea, Eutetramitea, Acrasida, Naegleriidae. Gene Ontology annotation, cellular component: nucleolus; cytoplasmic exosome (RNase complex); nuclear exosome (RNase complex). The record is from RefSeq and is a predicted model, not a curated record. Gene Ontology annotation, biological process: poly(A)-dependent snoRNA 3'-end processing; rRNA catabolic process; nuclear mRNA surveillance.
AUGAGAAGAAAGGAUCAACGUUCAUCACCGCAAGAAUUGAGAGAAAUGCAAGCCGAGUUGGGAGUGUUACAAAAAGCGGACGGAUCAUGUAAAUUUUUAAUGGGAAAAACUAUUGUUAUUUGUUCUGUGAAUGGACCGGAGGCAUCCAUGAAAGAGAAGGGAGAUGGUGCAAUUGUGGAUGUAAUUUUUCAACCUCGGGAUAAAAGACCAUCGGAAGAAGAAAAAGAAUAUGAAAUGAUGAUUCGAGAGAGCUUGGAAAAUGUAAUUUUGUUAUCAUUAUAUCCGAGAACAAUUAUUACAAUUUCUGUUCAAGUGGUUCAAGAUGAUGGAAGUUUAUUGAGUGCUAGUUUGAAUUCGGCUGUAUUAGCCUUGUUAGAUGCUGGAGUGGCGUUAAAGUCAACUCUUGUUUCUUUGUCAUGUUCAUAUUUAUCAAGCGGCGAUUGUUUGUUGGAUCCAUUGAAGGUGGAACAAGAUUUUGAUUCUGUUUUGUACAGUAGUGAUUCUUCAACAUUUGUGGAAUAUUACAAGAGCUCAUUAUCGACCGGUCAAAAAAUUAUAAAACCAAAGGGGCAUGUAUGCUUUAUUUUUGAUGCCUCGAAACUGAAAAAGAAAUCCCAAGAAGCUGAAGAGGACACUAGUUUGGUUACAUGUCUUACGGAAGGCAUUUUCACUGAUGAAGCACUUCAAACAUGCCUUAACAUGGCGAAGGAAGGAGCGCACACUGUCUACAAUUUGAUUCGUUUCACAAUGGAACGAAAAUCGACAACGCCAAUUUUACCCAUUUCCACACAACCUCAAAAGACGCAGCAAAACGUCACACCUUCAACUCCUGAAAAGAAAGGUGGUAGCUUCCUCAAGCCCAAAGACAAGUAA